AUGGCGCGACACCAUUUUAGGAAAAUCAGCAUUACUUCUUGCAGAUUAACAGAAAAUGACAGAGAAGACUGUGUUAGUUUUUGUCCCAAAAACUGCCAUCAAACUGAAACGUGUUUAAAUGAAAACUUUACCUGUCCUAAGUGCAAUCCUGGAUGGAAAGGAUCUCAUUGCACUCAAGUCGUUACUUGUAAAAGACCGGAUGUAGCAAAAAGAAAUUUGUCCAUCUCUCCUGAUUAUUCCUCAUAUGAAUUCAACACAACAAUACAUUUUACAUGUCCCGAAGGAUUUAUAAUCCGGGGAUAUACACAAGCAGUUUGUGGACCAGAGGGGAUCUUCAUUAAUAAUAAUCGUUCUGUAUACAUGCAUCCAUCAUGCGAAGCUAUAACUUGUUCCAGUGCUGACAAUCUAUCGGAUAUAAUAAAGACUCCUUCAAAGCUAAAGUUUAACUACCAUGAGAGGAUAAACUUUUCUUGUGCAAGUGGAUACUCUCUACAAAAACCAACAACAGCUGUGUGCGAAAAGUACGGGCUCCGAUAUACAGAUGGAUCUCCGAAUUGUAUAGGUAAAAUGUGUAAUACAUAAAGUUCUUUUGUCUAUUUUAUCGCGUUUACUAACUCUUUAUCUUUCAA
Saccostrea cuccullata (small rock oyster) is the source of this 629-nucleotide messenger RNA. Its product is annotated as E-selectin-like. The transcript has 4 exons. The coding region runs from base 1 to 582 and encodes 193 amino acids. The record is from RefSeq and is a predicted model, not a curated record. NCBI's taxonomy places the organism in Eukaryota, Metazoa, Mollusca, Bivalvia, Ostreida, Ostreidae.